UUCCAUUCAAUCAAAACGAUGAAAAACAAGGAAAUCAUCAAAUCAAUACGAUCGGAGUUGUGAUCGGUUUCCAGAAACAAGUGAUCUAAAACCUAAUUUUCUUCACCGGGAGGUUCCCGAAGAUGGCGGAAUCCGAAUCUCAGAUCUAUCACGAACGACAACGAUUGCAAUUUUGGCUUUUGCACUCCCUCAACAAUCUAUUUCAGGACAAAGUCGCAUUCACGCGAGAAAGCUUGAACUCAAUCGCAGAGAAGCUCGUGGAGGAUGAUCCAAACAAAGAAACAUGGAAGACACCUCUCUCUUUACUCCUCAAGCCUCAUCACAACACACUAACUGGUAACUAUGACGUGAACAUUAUGAUUACAGCUCUUGAAGGCAAAGGCAAGAGUGUUGUUUGGCAUGAUAAGCGUAGUGUAGCUUCUUCGAUUGAUCUUGAUGGUACAGAGACUUUGAUGGGUAUUGUGUUGAAUGUUCCGGUUAAGCGGUACGGUGGACUUUGGAGAAGUAGGCAUUGGGUUGUGGUUAGAAGAAUCAAUGGUGUUUGGUAUAAUUUGGAUAGUGAUCUCGUUGUGCCACAGAUGUUUAAAGAUGGAGAUGAAGUUAGAGGGUUCUUGGAUCAAAACCUGAGUUAAGGAUCAGAGUCUUCGUGAAAGUGAUAAUCGAACGUAUUGGCUUGGAAGGAAUCAUAAAAUCAUUGAUUGGUUAUUAUAUGAGAGGUCUUCCAUCAUUGUUCGAUCUGAGAAGGUCAAGGAUGAGAUCGUUCUUGAUGGUAAUGACAUUGAUCUUGUCAUGAUCUGUUAAAAACUUAUAUAUUGUAUGUUACGUUAUGGAACCAUGACUGACCGAAGAAGUGGCGAGAUCAUUAGCGAGACGGAGGAUGGUGGCAGAGCUUCGAACAACAGAGUGAUGAUAGGAGACAAGAAUAUCUAAGGUUUGGUCGGAGAAGAGA
This is a messenger RNA of Camelina sativa (false flax), 949 nucleotides long. Its product is annotated as josephin-like protein. The record is from RefSeq and is a predicted model, not a curated record. Gene Ontology annotation, molecular function: cysteine-type deubiquitinase activity. NCBI's taxonomy places the organism in Eukaryota, Viridiplantae, Streptophyta, Magnoliopsida, Brassicales, Brassicaceae. Gene Ontology annotation, biological process: protein deubiquitination.